This is a messenger RNA of Xyrauchen texanus (razorback sucker), 2031 nucleotides long. RefSeq names its product cell division cycle 37 homolog (S. cerevisiae) (gene cdc37). Gene Ontology annotation, cellular component: cytoplasm. Gene Ontology annotation, biological process: protein folding; protein stabilization. Gene Ontology annotation, molecular function: protein kinase binding; protein-folding chaperone binding; heat shock protein binding. Lineage: Eukaryota; Metazoa; Chordata; Actinopteri; Cypriniformes; Catostomidae. The record is from RefSeq and is a predicted model, not a curated record.
CGACACAAUAAGCGGAAGGGAAGGAGAGUUCCAGAAAGAGCUGCGGCUGCAAACAAACUGAAAAACAACAACAAAAACAACAUUAUAUACAGCUGAACUACAUCACAAGCGCUUAUACAGUGCACUAUAAACUCCAGCAGUCGAUAGAUCAGUGUGGCUAUCUGUCGAUCAUGACGACUAUUGAUUACAGUGUUUGGGAUCAUAUCGAGGUGUCUGACGAUGAAGAUGAUACACACCCGAACAUCGACACACCGAGUCUGUUCCGCUGGAGACACCAGGCUCGUGUGGAGCGCAUGGAGGCCUUUCUGAAGAAAGGUGAGGACAUCGAAAAGAGUUUGAUGGAGAGCAAGAAGAAGUUGGCAGAAGUGCAGCGGCGGGUACAGGAGUUGAGCGUGGCAUCCACAGACGAGAGUAAAGCGGAGCUCAUCAAAGCUCAAGUGGAGGAGAAACGUCUGAAAAAAGAGGAGAGAUCGUGGCAGAAGAAGAUUGAUGAACACCGUACGGAGGAGAAGAAGAUGCCCUGGAACGUGGACACGCUCAGUAAAGAGGGCUUCAGUAAGAGUGUCGUCAAUGUAAAGCCAGAGAAAAAGGAGGAGACUGAGGAAGAGAAAGAAGAGAAACACAAAACCUUUGUGGAGAAAUACGAGAAACAGAUCAAACACUUUGGGAUGUUGCGGCGCUGGGACGACUCUCAGAAAUAUCUGUCUGAUAAUCCUCACCUGGUGUGCGAGGAAACGGCCAAUUAUUUGGUCAUCAUGUGCAUCGACCUGGAGGUGGAGGAGAAACAUGCACUGAUGGAGCAGGUGGCGCAUCAAACUAUCGUCAUGCAGUUCAUUCUAGAACUGGCCAAGAGUUUGCAGGUGGAUCCACGUGGAUGUUUCCGCCAGUUCUUCACCAAAAUCAAGACUGCAGAUCAGCAGUAUCAGGAUGCAUUUAAUGAUGAAUUGGAGUCGUUUAAAGAGCGUGUCGGCCGAGCCAAGAUUCGGAUUGAGAAAGCAAUGAAAGAAUAUGAGGAAGAGGAGCGUCAGAAGCGUUUGGGUCCCGGUGGUGUUGAUCCAGCGGAGGUGUACGAGUCCCUGCCUGAGGAGAUGCAAAAAUGCUUUGACAAUAAAGACAUUCAGAUGCUGCAGGAAACCAUCAGCAAAAUGGAUCCAACGGAGGCCAAAUACCACAUGAAGCGCUGCAUUGACUCGGGCUUGUGGGUGCCUAACUCUCGAGGAGCAGAUGAGGAUGCAGAUAAAGAUGCAGAUGAGCCGCAGUACGAGGAGGUGCAGAAACAAGAUCAAUGACAUCAUCAAAGCAGACGUAACAUGACAACAGAGCUUGACCCCUGACCCCAGCGUUCUGUUAUUCAGAUUAUUAUAAAUAAAGUCCAUGUAACUAAUGGCAGUCAUCCUGAUCUUUAACUUCGCGCCUGUCUCGCAAUAGUUUUGAUUUAUCAGCGAUUGUUUUGCUUUCAAUAGUGGUUAUGUGUAAUUAAACUGCAGCUGUCACUCCAUUAACCCAUAACUGAACUGAAUCUAUGAAUGAACUGGAUUAUCAUCAUGAUAGAUUGUUUGAUCGGAUGUUUCUCAGAUGUUGGUUUGCAUCAGUAUUACACAUUAGAAAUGAAUCAUCAAAAUGGAUAUGAAGUAGGUUUCUUCAGUUUUCUCUGUCUCUUAGUGCAUGUACAGAUAAACAUGGGCUGAUGGGUAAUCUGAGUUUCUGUCUCACACACCGAUGUUUUAGUUUGGUUCUUCUCAAACUUUUUGACUUCAACUCUAGCCAAGACAAUGAGAUUUCCUCUUGUUCUUCUGUCAUUUGUUUGCAAAUGUUUAUCAAAUGUGGAGUCAAUAAUCAAAUAAAAAAAGAACUUUUAAGGACUAAUUUCUAAAAUGAAAACUAGCAAGUAAACGGAGAAACUUUUUGUCGCAUCUUGAGUUUUGGCAUUGUAAUUUAGAUGAUGUGAAAUAACCCAAGUCAUCUUGUGUGCAUCUGCUUGAGAACUGCUGCUGAGUUACCGCAAUAAAAACAGAUAAAGAAUGAAAAUAA